Messenger RNA from Laetiporus sulphureus 93-53, 3701 nucleotides. RefSeq lists its product as uncharacterized. Gene Ontology annotation, molecular function: telomerase inhibitor activity; G-rich strand telomeric DNA binding. Gene Ontology annotation, biological process: telomere capping; regulation of telomere maintenance via telomerase. Lineage: Eukaryota; Fungi; Basidiomycota; Agaricomycetes; Polyporales; Laetiporaceae. The transcript has 12 exons. The coding region runs from base 117 to 3572 and encodes 1151 amino acids. Gene Ontology annotation, cellular component: nuclear telomere cap complex; chromosome, telomeric region. The record is from RefSeq and is a predicted model, not a curated record.
UUCGCGCGGUGGGCCCAGCAUCCGGACGCGUCUUCAUCCUACAAUCGUUCUAGCUCGCCUAACGCGUAUACAGCCACCUUUUAGAGGAAACAUUUCCGCGCGUCGACGAGGCCGACAUGAAGCGCGCUGCGGACACCGAGCUCGGCGGUAGUGGCAAACGCAUUCGCAGAACUGAUGCAGACGCGCUCGACGACGGCGCGUCCGACUUCGACGCGACCUACAGAAUCAGUACCAUUGACGAUCUGCAGAAUGGCGCUGGAAACACGAGAUUUAUACAGGGUACUCUGUCCAUGAAGUAUCCUCCUAUAAAUGGCAAGAUACGGCUCGUGAUGAGGACUAGCGGCUCCGCUGUGACUUUCAACUUCGAUGUCGUGCUUUUAGGAUAUACCUCAGAACACCUUGAAGACAUUCGAGCCAUCCCAUGCAAGAGUACCGUGCAAAUAUCCCUCAGAGGCGUUUCAGUGGAGAUUGCCAAGAAUGCCUCCCCGAAGUUGACCUUCGCCCAAGGUUUCCUGCUGAGGUUUUGGAAGCCGUCGGAAGGUUCUGAAAGCGGUCAGAUCAUCAAUACUUUCCAGAACACAGCAGAGCACGAAAAACCAGCUAUUGAUGCGCACGGUCAAGACGAUUGGUUCGCCACACCGUCCAAGAACCUCACCUCAUCGAGCAGUCAUGCCUAUCCAAUGACUGGCGGCUCCCCGACUACGCUGCCUGCCCCCGAGGCCACUUCGACGAUGGCAGCUGAACCCCCGCUAUUGUGUGCGUCUUCUGAGGAACCAGAGGCAUAUGCAAAUCUGAGGUUGACGGAAGUGAUUGGACAUCAGCAGCAACCAAACAAGUCCGCCGGCGUGUCCCCGUCAAAUAUAGAACGAUUCAAGGAACAGCAUAUAUCUCGACAAACAGCUGCUCUGCACCGAGAGUUUUUAGACAAGCGGCGUAAAUUGAAGACCCUGAAAGGGCCAUAUUCCAAACCGACUUCCAAAUUCGGUGGACAACUUUCUAGGGCUUCAUCACACAUUACGGCCGACAAGAAACUGCUCUCAACGCAACAAAAACGAACGAAACAUGAGAAGAAUGCAAGGCGCAAGCUCAAGAGGCAAUUAAAGGAAUUAAUUGAUUCUGGACCGCUGACGACCUCGGCUGAGCCAGGCACCGCCUCUUCUGCGUUGCAGUCAGCCGCCGAUCGUGCGCUAUCUGCUCCUGCUCAGCCGUCCUCGCCACCUGCGAACAGAUCACUUCAUAUAGAGGAGGGCACCGACGAUGUUGCACUGGCUUCUCCACUGCCUGACCCGUCCUCACGGUCGGCUCGUUCUCUCCUACCUGUCGUACUCGGAGGAGCACAAAAGGAGCACACACAGUGUCCUUCCAUAGGCUCGAUGCCAACUCCCCCGCCGUUGCAUCAGAGCAUUUCGGCCCCGCAGUUAUCCCAGUCUGAUGCUGGCGUUGCGUCCAUUCCGACCGAUUCUACGUCCAUUUCUUGUCUGCCUGGGAACUGGACCUUUACUAGUGCACCUUCCUCCGUUUCAGGUUUUCGCACAGACAACGGUUAUUACACUCCUCUGGUAGAGGUAAAAGUGAAGAACAAGCCGUACAACGUGAUGGGAGUGGUGAGAUCCGCUGGAAUGCCAUCGAGCACCGCUAGAGGCGAGUUCAAGACGAGAGUCAUGUUGAUGGAUCAGUCCCUCCAUGACUCCGAAGAGUUCGGCGUUAACCUGUUCAGCAAAUUCGAGGCUCAACUUCCCACACCUAACCAAGGAGAUGUUCUCGUUCUACGGAAUCUCAUGGGUGACAAUUACAACGACAGGCCCAGCGGCACAGGGCCCUCGUACAAAGGCUGGACGUGGGCACUCUUCGACCCCCGACUCGGCCAGGCGCAGCCGGAAAAGCCUACCGAGAGCAAGAUUGAGUUCCAGCUAAGCCAGAAUGAAGCUCAAUGCUGUGCUCAGCUAGCGACGUGGUUCAACACGGUUGUUCCAGGUGUCUACGAUGCUACAGUUCACAAGAUCAAGGGCCCUUCAGUCCAAGCGAGGAUACACAGGCUGAUCAGCGAAGCGUCGCCGGAUGCAGAGCCUCAGGGAUUCUUUGAUUGCACGGUGGAGGUACUCGACGGCUACCCGAAUGACAACGGCGUGUACAGUUUAUACGUCACGGACUACACGUCCAAUGCCCAGCUAGCGGUGGUGAACAAGGACCGCUGUGCGGACAUGGGGAACCGCGUGUUGAAACUCGAGCUGUUCAAUGAGGCCGCGGAGUACGGACCCAAAUUCAAGCCCGGCGAAUUUUGGUUCUUCGGAAAUAGCAGGAUGAAAGUCAGCGAGGGCGGGUAUGUUGAGGCUACGUUUUCGGCUGUGCAGAAGAUGAGGAAGCUGGACGAGGAUGAGCUGGACACGGAGCCUCACCUGGAGGCGUUGCUCAAGCGUAAGCAAGAGUGGUUAGCGAAGCAGGAAGCUAACGGCGGCGCGGCCGCCUUCCCGCAUCUUCUCAUCGAGCAAGCCGAACCUGAUCACCACUUCCUCUGUACCGUAGAGGUCCUUCAAGUGUCCUCCAAAGACACGUACACCUACCUCUACGUCACUGACUACACUUCCCGUCCUGACCUUUCUCCAGUGGCCGCAACGACACCGGAAUUCCGCGAUCUGGAGGAUCGUGUAGUCAAGAUCGCGCUAUUCGAUGCACAGGUUGAGUCAGCAAAAAAUCUGGAAUCUGGCGACUUCAUUUUGGUCCGAAACCUCCGGAUGAGGCCUUCCCGUAGCUCUAGGAGGCUGGUGGGGAGGCUCGCAAGCAACCAGAGGUAUAUCGUGAAACUGCAACCUGAUGCAAGGAAUGAGGAGCUCAGAGAUCUGCUACGGCGCAAGGAAACAUGGACCGUACAGAGGAAUCAGAAGAGCCGAAAGAACGAACGUAAGAAGGGUGGCGAGAAGAGGAUCGCAGGCCGUUACACAAAGGGCGCCGCAGCAAACCACCCAAGGCUUUUCUUCCCGAACAACGUGGCGAGCAUCCCUCCAUCUGAAAAUACCGCAGUUGCAUGCAAGGUUGCCAAGACCAUCCAACAGGUAGAGGAGAGUGAGAAAUGUCCCAAUAAAUUCCGCAUCCGUGCUCGCAUUGUCGACUUCUUCCCGGAGAAGGUGACGGACUUCAUACAACGCCGUUGCGCCGAGUGCCAGCAAGAGGUUCCGUCCAUGCUCCGAUAUUGCAAUACUUGUGAUGAUGCGAUGGAUCCUCUCAACACCACGCAUGUACGAAACUUUUACGAAUUCUGGAUCGUGGUGGAGGAUGAGGCAGGAAGCCAGUUGCGAGUAGCUGUCUGCGAUGAUCGAUGCCCACUUUUGAAAGGUCUUGAUCGCGAGCCAGACAAUUUCGACAGCGAUGAGGACGUGCUGGACGAGCUUAUUCGGCGUUUGGCACCUCUCCUUGGCAAUCUCUUAAUAGUCCGCGAUGAUGUGGCCCGGCGCCAGCUUGAUGAACCUGAUCUGAUACCUGAUACUCCGGAGCUGGCGAUGGUGAUCGGCAGCAUGCCCGGCGGCAAGACAGAAACGAGGGCGUAUGUGCUAAUGGAACAUGAAGUUGUGUCGUGACCUAUACCAUCCUGCUGCCCCGAUGUUCAACUUGUGUCUCUUUACAUGUCCAUCUUGUAACAGUAGCUCUUCACCUGCAAUGGAUACCCAUCACUGUUGUUCCCUGCCACAGCGUACAGCGCCUCGCGA